This is a messenger RNA of Pistacia vera, 1512 nucleotides long. Its product is annotated as putative pentatricopeptide repeat-containing protein At1g10330. Lineage: Eukaryota; Viridiplantae; Streptophyta; Magnoliopsida; Sapindales; Anacardiaceae. The record is from RefSeq and is a predicted model, not a curated record. The coding region runs from base 91 to 1488 and encodes 465 amino acids. The transcript has a single exon. Gene Ontology annotation, molecular function: RNA binding; protein binding. Gene Ontology annotation, biological process: RNA modification.
CUAAUGAAUAAUGACCAACUUCUUUGCUUCAUAAAUGAGUCCAACUUGUAUGAUUCUUGAAGUUCCAAAGAAAUGAAAUAGUAAGUUGUUAUGCCAUAUUCCCCUGAAUUUUUACUCCAACUUCUCCAAUGCUUCAUCAAAAACCCAAACCAAAUUAAACAAAUUCAUUCCCUUCUAAUUACCACCCCCCCAAACUCCAAAACAUUCAAAGCCACUCUUCUCUACAACACUCUAAUAAGAGCCUACCUCAACAUCAACCAACCUCACAACUCCCUCCUUGUUUUCACUCACAUGCUUGCCCACCAAGCCCUCCCCAACUCCUACACCUUCCCUUCAUUGAUCAAAGCCACAAUCGCCUCUUCUUUACCACCCUCUUUAUCUUCCCUCACUCUCCACUCCCAAGCCCUUAAACGCGGCGUUUUAUCUGACCCAUUUGUCAAAACAUCCUUGCUAACGUUGUACGGUGAAGCCAAUUAUGUAUGUGAUGCACGUUUAAUGUUCGAAGAAAUUACAAAUCCUUGCAUUGUUGCUUGUAAUGCAAUGAUUGAUGCUUAUGCGAAAAAUGGCGACAUGGGUUCUGCUGUUUUGCUGUUUAAGAGCAUGUUAGACAGAGAUGUCGUUUCUUGGACUAGUGUUAUUAAUGGGUUUACGAGGAACGGUUGUUUUGUGGAAGCAAUUAGGUUUUUUGAGAAUAUGAUUGUGAAUGGAGAUUUAGUGAAAUCAAAUGAGGCUACUUAUGUUAGUGUACUUUCAUCAUGCGCUGGUUUAGUUGGGGGAGUUGGUCUUGGUCUUCAUUUAGGGAAGCAAGUUCAUGGAUAUAUUGUGAGGAAUGAAACUUUAUUAAGUGCUUUUAUGGGGACGGCGUUGAUUGAUUUCUACGGAAAGGCGGGUUGUUUGGGCCACUCGAGAAGGGUUUUUAAUUUAAUGGUGUACAAAGAAGUUUGUACUUGGAAUGCAAUAAUUUAUUCCCUAGCAAGUAAUGGUAGAGAGAGGAAGGCUUUGGACAUGUUUGAAGAGAUGAAACAACAAGGGUUUUGUGCUAAUGAGGUUACUUUUGUUGCUGUUCUUACAGCUUGUGCACGUGCUAAAUUUGUGGAGUUGGGUUUGGAAUUGUUUCACUCAAUGUCUAGUGUGUUUGGUGUUAAACCAGUAAUGGAACACUAUGGGUGUGUGAUUGAUAUGUUAGGAAGAGCUGGGCUUUUGAGUGAAGCCACUGAAUUUAUAAAAAAUAUGCCUAUUCAGGCUGAUGCUUCAGUUUUGGGAGCUCUUUUAGGGGCUUGUAAGAUUCAUGGGGCUGUUGAGUUGGGGCAUGAAAUCGGGGAAAGGCUGCUUGAAUUACAGCCACAACAUUGUGGGCGAUAUGUGGUGUUAUCCAACAUUCAUGCUGGGGUUGAGAGAUGGAGUCAUGCUGCUGAUCUAAGGAAAGCAAUGGUAGAGGCUGGAAUUCGAAAAAUUCCUGCGUAUAGCUUGAUUGAUUCCUUAUGCUAGUUUAUUCACAAUGGAUAUUAGUUA